Molecule: messenger RNA, 693 nt
Organism: Schizosaccharomyces octosporus yFS286
Lineage: Eukaryota; Fungi; Ascomycota; Schizosaccharomycetes; Schizosaccharomycetales; Schizosaccharomycetaceae
Exons: 1
Coding region: 1-693 (230 amino acids)
Source: RefSeq, a predicted model, not a curated record
AUGAGAGAAGUUUUAGACUAUCAAAAUUCAGUAUGUAAACAAAAAUACAAGGAUGUGUUCCAUCGGUUUGUUAAAGAAGAAAAGCAAAUUGACGUGGAGAAAUGCAGUCAUAGCAGGCAGCAUGACCUCUGGAAAAGAUUUGUGAAACGGUGGAAUGACGGAAAGAUGCGCCAAAAGUGGUAUUCCUUAAUGCAGGCUCCUAUAGCUCAUCCUAAUGCUCAGUCGCCUGUAGGACCGGCUAAACCAACAUUUGAUGACUUACACGAUCGUCAAGAGCUACGAGAGCAGAUUCAAGAACAACAACGCUCCUCAAAACGUUAUGGAAACAAACUGAAAGCAAGGCGUGAAACUGAACUGCUGGAUGAGAUUUUGCCUAAAGAACCAGCAGGAAGUAAACAAGCGCUAUUGCAGAAAAAGAAGGAGAAACAGCAAGCUUUGAAACAUUAUCGUGAACGGUCAGAUGACGAAACGGAACUGAAUGAGAAUGAUCUUUUCGGUGAGUCUGACUCUUUCAGUAAGCAAAUUGAACGAGAGCGUUUAAGAAAAAAAAUACGAGAUGAAAAGCGACAGGUACAUCACACUCAGAAAGACGAAGAAAUCCUUCAAAAAAUGCAGGAAAGAAAGGAAAAGGAAAAGAAAACUGUAGAAAUGCUACGAGAAAUCGCUCGGAGCCGCUUUACAAGGUCGUCUUAA